CAGGGGGAGGGAGCCGGCACCUCCCCCCCUCCUGGGGGCGGAGCUCUUCAUAGGGGCGGUGCGGGCCGGACCAAGGGGCCGAGCCCGUGCGGCUAGCGUCCUCAGCGCUUUCCACCUUCCUAGGAUGCGGGCUCCGGGUGCGGGAGCGGCCUCUGUGGCCUCGCUGGCGCUGCUAUGGCUGUUGGGGCUGCCGUGGAUCUGGAGCGCGGCCGCAGCGCUCUGUGUGUACGUGGGCAGCGGCGGCUGGCGCUUUCUGCGCAUCGUCUGCAAGACAGCGAGGCGGGACCUCUUUGGCCUCUCUGUAUUGAUUCGUGUACGCCUGGAGCUGCGAUGGCAUCAGCGUUCUGGCCACACCAUCCCACACAUCUUCCAGGCAGUGGCACAGGGGCAGCCAGAGCGCCUGGCCCUGGUGGAUGCCAGCAGUGGUGUGUCCUGGACCUUUGCACAGUUGAAUACCUACUCCAAUGCUGUGGCCAACCUCUUCCUCCAGCUGGGCUUCGUACCGGGAGAUGUAGUGGCGAUCUUCCUGGAGGGCCGGCCCGAGUUUGUGGGGCUGUGGCUGGGCCUGGCCAAGGCAGGCGUGGAGGCUGCACUGCUCAAUGUUAACCUGCGACGUGAACCCCUGGCCUUCUGCCUGGGCACAUCAGGAGCCAAGGCCUUGAUCUUUGGUGGAGAAAUGGCAGCGGCUGUGGCUGAGGUCAGUGGACAGCUGGGAAAGAGCCUCCUUAAGUUCUGCUCUGGAGACUUGGGGCCGGAGAACAUCUUGCCGGAUACACACCUCCUGGACCCAAUGCUGAAGGAAGCCUCCACGUCCCCCCUUGCACAGCCCCCCAGCAAGGGCAUGGAUGAUCGGCUCUUCUACAUCUAUACGUCGGGGACCACGGGGCUGCCCAAAGCUGCCAUUGUCGUGCAUAGCAGGUACUACCGCAUUGCCGCCUUCGGCCACCAUGCCUACCGCAUGCAGGCGACUGAUGUGCUCUACGACUGCCUGCCUCUGUACCACUCGGCAGGGAACAUCAUGGGUGUGGGACAGUGUCUCCUCUACGGGUUGACCGUCGUCCUCCGCAAGAAAUUUUCAGCCAGCCGCUUCUGGGAUGACUGCGUCAAGUACAACUGCACGGUGGUCCAGUACAUCGGGGAAAUCUGCCGCUACUUGCUGAAGCAGCCCGUGCGGGAGGCUGAGAAGCGGCACCUUGUACGCCUGGCAGUGGGCAACGGGCUGCGGCCGGCCAUCUGGGAGGAGUUCACGCAGCGCUUUGGCGUGCGCCAGAUUGGCGAGUUCUACGGGGCCACCGAGUGCAACUGCAGCAUUGCCAACAUGGAUGGCAAGGUCGGUGCCUGUGGCUUUAACAGCCGCAUCCUGCCCCAUGUGUACCCCAUCAAACUGGUAAAGGUCAAUGAAGACACUAUGGAGCUGCUGCGGGAUGCCCAGGGCCUCUGCAUCCCAUGCCAGACUGGGGAGCCUGGCCUGCUCGUGGGCCAAAUCAACCAGCAGGACCCACUGCGACGCUUUGAUGGCUAUGUGAGUGAGAGCGCCACCAGCAAGAAGAUCGCCUAUAGUGUCUUCCGCAAGGGUGACAGCGCCUACCUUUCAGGUGAUGUGCUGGUGAUGGAUGAACUUGGCUACAUGUACUUCCGGGACCGCAGUGGGGACACCUUUCGCUGGCGUGGCGAGAAUGUCUCUACCACUGAGGUGGAGAGUGUGCUGAGCCGUUUGCUGGGCCAGACAGAUGUGGCCGUGUAUGGGGUGGCCGUGCCAGGAGUGGAGGGCAAAGCAGGAAUGGCAGCCAUUGCAGACCCACACAGCCAGCUGGACCCCAACGUAGUGUACCAGGAGCUGCAGAAGGUGCUGGCACCCUAUGCCCGGCCCAUAUUCUUGCGUCUCCUGCCCCAGGUGGACACCACAGGGACCUUCAAGAUCCAGAAGACGAGGCUGCAGCGUGAGGCUUUUGAUCCACGUCAGACAUCAGACCGGCUCUUCUUCCUGGACUUGAAGAAGGGCCACUACCUGCCCCUGGACGAGGGUGUCUACAGCCGCAUCUGCUCGGGUGCCUAUGCCCUCUAAUACUUCUCUCCUGCCAGCCAGAGACUCCCAACCAGAGCUGUUGGGUGAGGUGGGCUUGAGCUGGACAGCCCUACCCGGGGGCUAUCUCUCUUGCACACCCACCUGGUGGAGCCACACUUGGCCAUCCUGGGGGCAAAAAACUGGAAUUUCAGAGGACCCCAAUUCUCUCUCCUCCUUUGCACUCCUGUGUAUGUUUGUCUGUCGGUGUGCCCUCAUUGCUCCUCUGUCUUCUGUGUCCUUGUCUGGCCUCAUCUCUCCCCUCUUUUCCUUCAUCUUUCUUCUCUCCUGCCAAGAGCAGAGCAAACAUUUCUUGGGAGCUGCAUCCUCUGCAGGACCCAGCUGUCCUGAGAGCCUCUGUGGGCCAUCCCCAAUGGGUGCUGGCCCCAGAAUGGGGUUUCCCUGCUUCCCCCUUGGCUGUGCCUUAAGGAGCCCAAGCCCUGGCAGGGGUCAUGGUCCUUUGUGAACUCCAAGUAGGCCCUGCACCCUACUGGCUGGUAUUCUUGGCUAGCCUGCAUGUGUAGGGGGAUCAGACAGUGUCCCUCAGGUAAUUGGAAAUGUCACCAA
Otolemur garnettii (small-eared galago) is the source of this 2629-nucleotide messenger RNA. RefSeq names its product solute carrier family 27 member 1 (gene SLC27A1). Gene Ontology annotation, cellular component: mitochondrial inner membrane; plasma membrane. Gene Ontology annotation, molecular function: long-chain fatty acid transmembrane transporter activity; long-chain fatty acid-CoA ligase activity; fatty acid transmembrane transporter activity. Gene Ontology annotation, biological process: positive regulation of protein serine/threonine kinase activity; adiponectin-activated signaling pathway; phosphatidic acid biosynthetic process. The transcript has 12 exons. The record is from RefSeq and is a predicted model, not a curated record. NCBI's taxonomy places the organism in Eukaryota, Metazoa, Chordata, Mammalia, Primates, Galagidae. Bases 125 to 2065 code for a protein of 646 amino acids.